Phaethon lepturus (White-tailed tropicbird) is the source of this 331-nucleotide messenger RNA. Its product is annotated as runt-related transcription factor 1-like. Gene Ontology annotation, biological process: regulation of transcription by RNA polymerase II; hemopoiesis; regulation of cell differentiation. The annotation marks the transcript as partial. The transcript is spliced from 3 exons. Lineage: Eukaryota; Metazoa; Chordata; Aves; Phaethontiformes; Phaethontidae. The record is from RefSeq and is a predicted model, not a curated record. Gene Ontology annotation, cellular component: nucleus. Gene Ontology annotation, molecular function: RNA polymerase II cis-regulatory region sequence-specific DNA binding; DNA-binding transcription factor activity, RNA polymerase II-specific; ATP binding.
AUGGCUGCCUGGGCGCUGGCCUUCACGGGGAGAGGGAAAAGCUUCACGCUGACUAUCACGGUCUUCACAAAUCCGCCACAAGUAGCCACAUACCACAGAGCCAUCAAGAUAACCGUGGAUGGACCUCGCGAACCCAGAAGACAUCGUCAGAAAAUAGAUGAGCAGACAAAGCCCGGGAGCUUGUCCUUUUCAGAGCGCCUGAGUGAACUGGAGCAGUUGCGUCGUACGGCCAUGAGGGUCAGCCCACACCACCCAGCCCCCACACCCAACCCACGAGCCUCCUUGAACCACACCACUGCUUUUAACCCUCAGCCUCAGAGUCAGAUUCAGG